Molecule: messenger RNA, 2220 nt
Organism: Drosophila ananassae
Lineage: Eukaryota; Metazoa; Arthropoda; Insecta; Diptera; Drosophilidae
Product: long-chain-fatty-acid--CoA ligase heimdall
Exons: 2
Coding region: 41-2086 (681 amino acids)
Cellular component (GO): endoplasmic reticulum; membrane
Molecular function (GO): long-chain fatty acid-CoA ligase activity
Source: RefSeq, a predicted model, not a curated record
AACCCGACCGUGUUUAUUCAUCGCCAGCGUCUGAGCAAGCAUGACCGAUCUUAAGCCGGCCACGAGUUACACGAGCACCUCGCUCCACGAAGCCGUCAAACUUCGCUUGGACGAAGGAGGAGACUUUUCGCAGAGCAUCAAGCCCCAGACGAUACCACACUUUUUUGCCGAGGUCUGCGAUAAGUAUCCUGAACUGCCCGCCCUGACAUGGGAGACCCCUGGAGCGGGAGUCGACGGCUGGACCACCCUGAACUACCGCGAAUAUCAGGAAAACGUAGAACAGGCCGCAUUGAUGCUGCUGAGUGUUGGCCUCACGGAACGUAGCUCGGUGGGCAUCCUGGCCUUCAACUGCCCAGAGUGGUUCUUCGCCGAGCUCGGCACCCUGCGUGCUGGAGCCGUGGUGGCUGGCAUUUAUCCCAGCAACUCGGCAGAGGCAGUGCAUCAUGUCUUGGUCACCAGCGAGUCCAGCGUCUGCAUCGUGGAUGAUGCCCAGCAAAUGGCCAAAGUAAGGGCCAUCAAGGAUAGGCUUCCCCUGCUCCAGGCAGUCAUCCAAAUCCAUGGACCCUUCGAGGCCUUUGUUGACCAAGAACCGGGCUACUACAGCUGGCAAAAGCUGCAGGAGAAGACCUACCCCAGUGACCUCAAGGAAGAGCUGCUCUCCCGGGAGAGCCGCGUCUGCCCCAACGAGUGUGCGAUGCUGAUUUUCACGUCCGGAACUGUGGGACUGCCCAAAGCAGUGAUGCUAUCCCACGACAAUAUUGUUUUCGACACCAAGGCCGCUGCAAAAAUGCUGAAAGAUGUCCAGAUCGGCAAGGAAAGUUUCGUCAGCUACUUGCCUCUCAGUCACGUGGCUGCCCAGAUCUUCGAUAUAUUCCUGGGGCUGUCGCACGCCGGCUGUGUCACUUUCGCGGAUAAGGAUGCCCUCAAGGGCACACUGAUCAAAACCUUCCGGAAGGCGAGGCCCACAAAGAUGUUCGGAGUGCCGCGUGUGUUUGAGAAGCUCCAGGAGCGAUUGGUGGCAGCUGAAGCCAAGGCCAAGCCCUAUUCCCGGCUUCUGCUGGCUCAGGCUCGGGCGGCAGUAAGUGAGCACCAGAAUACAAUAAUGGCGGGGAAAACCCCUUCCAUCUACGGAAGCGCUAAAUACUGGGUAGCCUCCCGCGUUAUAAAACCCAUCCGCCAGAUGAUGGGUCUGGAUAAUUGUCGUGUGUUUCUGACUGGCGGUGCCCCAACGUCCGAUGAGAUGAAGGAGUUCUUUCUGGGCUUGGACAUUGCGCUCGGCGAGUGCUAUGGAAUGUCCGAGAGUGCCGGAGCCAUCACUUUGAAUGUGGAUAUAAACAACUUGUACAGCGCGGGCCGAGCCGUUGAUGGACUAAAUCUGAAGGUCCUGGACCCCGACUGCAAUGGCCAGGGCGAGAUUGUGAUGCGGGGACGCAGUAACUUCAUGGGCUACCUGGGACUUCCCGAAAAGACUGAAGAGGCCAUCAAGGAGGAUGGAUGGCUGCGCUCCGGCGAUCUGGGCUACAUUGAUCCAAAGGGCAACCUUGUGAUUUCGGGCAGACUCAAGGAGCUGAUUAUCACGGCAGGGGGCGAGAAUAUUCCUCCCGUGCACAUCGAGGAACUUAUCAAAAAAGAGCUGCCCUGCGUGAGCAACGCUCUUCUGAUCGGAGACCAUCGCAAGUACUUGACCGUUCUUCUGGCCCUAAAGACAAAGUCCGAUCCCAAGACAGGAGUUCCCUUGGAUGCACUACGAGAGGAAACUAUUGAGUGGCUUCGUCCACUGGACAUUCACCAGACGCGUCUCUCCGACCUCCUUGCCAUUCCCGCAGACCUGCAAGUCACAAAUGAUUCGGCGGUUCAGGCUGCCGCCCUUGAGAUUACUGCCGAGCCGAAGCUCCUGGAGGCUCUGGAGGAAGGUAUCAAACGGGCCAACAAGAAUGCCAUCUCGAAUGCACAGAGAGUGCAGAAGUUUGCCCUUAUUCCCCACGAAUUCUCCCUGGCCACCGGAGAGCUGGGACCCACGCUCAAAAUCCGGCGAAAUAUUGUCCACGCGAAGUAUGCCCAAGUCAUCGAGCGCCUCUACAAGUGAGUGCUCCGGGUUCAACGCUUUCAUUAUAGCCUAGGUUAGAUUUAUUAUACAAACUUCGAUCUAUUUAAGCUUACAUUGUAAUCAUAUUACAUUUUUAGAAAUUCCAAUACAUUUGUUUUUUAAUAUCGCCUAAA